ACCCCCCCUCCCCCGCCCCGCCCCUCUGUACCUUGAGCCCGGCUCGUAAUGGACAACCCGAGUGCAGAGGUGCCGGGGUGGGGGCCCUGGUGCCCCCCAUCGCCGAGGGCGCCCCGUGGGAAGUCCAGAGACCCGCCAUGGCAAUGUGGAAUGUUCACCAGCCGUGCUCGGUGUCUUUCCAUCAGCGCCGUCACGUGCAGCGCGCGUGCCCAAGGUCGAGUCUGCCUGUAGCCGCAAGAGGCCACAAGAGGCCGCUUGCCCCCCACGCAACUUUGUGCCUCUCCUCUUCCCCCUUCCCACUUCGAGAGCCGCCGUCUCGCGGAACCUCGGGACCCCCUCGUAGCUCACCGGGGCGAGCUUCAGGAAUGCGGCGUGCAAUGAUUUACCCCGGGAUUAGAGUCGGAGCCGCCGCGUAGCGCCGCUCCCAAGCGAUUAAUCAAUUAUUGACCGGGCGAAUCGGCGAGCCGUGUUCGUACGAGUGUGGCGGCGGCGGCGGCGCUACGGAGCAUUAAUUAUUGACGCGGCGCAGGUAAAACAUUCACUCACCUGCCGCCUCCCGCACAUCGAUCCCCCAGUCGCGCUCCGUCUCCUCCCUCGAUCGCCGUCAUCGCGCGCGGCUCCCACCUCUUCCAAUCACCUCCUCCUCCACCUCCUCGUCCUCCUCGUGGUGCCCACAGGAUGACCGCAGAAGAGACGGGGUCGAUGUCGGGGUGCGACGCGGUGAACUCGGCCCCAAACGGGCCAGCCCUCACCACGCUCAUGGAGCGGACGGGGUACAGUAUGAUACAGGAGAACGGGCAGAGGAAGUUUGGGGGGCCCCCUCCCGGCUGGCAGGGCCCCCCACCGCAACGCGGCUGCGAGAUCUUCAUCGGGAAGCUGCCGCGGGACCUGUUUGAGGACGAGCUGGUGCCGGUGCUCGAGGGGGUCGGCCGGCUCUACGAGAUGCGGCUCAUGAUGGACUUCGACGGCAAGAACCGCGGAUACGCGUUCGCCACGUUCUGCACCAAGCAGGAGGCGCGCCGCGCGGUGCGGGAGCUCAACAACUUCGAGGUGAGGCCCGGCCGCCUGCUCGGCAUCUGCAGCAGCGUGGACAACUGCCGCCUGUUCGUGGGCGGUAUCGCCAAGACCAAGAAGAAGGAGGAGAUCGUGGAGGAGGUGUCCAAGGUGACGGAGGGCGUGGUGGACGUCAUCGUCUACCCCAGCGCCACAGACAAGAUGAAGAACCGCGGCUUCGCGUUCGUGGAGUACGAGACGCACCGCGCCGCCGCCAUGGCGCGCCGGAAGCUCAUGUCGGGCCGCGUGCAGCUGUGGGGCCACCCCAUCGCCGUGGACUGGGCCGAGCCCGAGCUGGACGUGGACGACGACGUCAUGGAGACCGUCAAGAUCCUCUACGUGCGCAACCUCAUGAUGGACACGUCGGAGGAGGCGAUCCGCGCCGCCUUCGAGCAGUUCCGCGCGGGCAGCGUGGAGCGCGUCAAGAAGAUCCGCGACUACGCGUUCGUGCACUUCUCCACGCGCGACGACGCCCUGGAGGCCAUGCGCCGCCUGGACGGCGCCUCGCUGGAGGGCGCCACCCUGGAGGUGACGCUCGCCAAGCCCGUCGACAAGGAGCAGUACCAGCGCUACCAGAAGGCCAGCAAGGGGGCGCCCGUGCCGGGCGGCGGCGGCGGCGCCGUUGGCACCGGCGCCGGGGUGGCCGCGGCCGCGUCGGCGGCGGCGUCGGCCGUGCCGGAGGCGCUGCAACCGAACUACAUCUACCCGUAUGACACGGCCGGGAGCCUGGCGUACUUCAGCUACGGCAUGUACAACGCUACGGCCGUCGGGCCCAACCGGGACUACUUCCUCAAAGGAACUCACCGGGGCGGGCGAUCGCGCGGCACGUCCGUGCUCUCGGGCCGCACCUCGGGCCCCCGGGGCUCCUACCUCGGCGGCUACAGCGCAGGCCGCGGCAUCUACAGCCGCUACCACGAGGGCAAGGCGGCCGGCAGGGCGGGGCCCGACGGGUGGCCGGGACCCGAAGGGGCCCUCGGGGCCGCCUCCGGGAUGGAGCUCGCCGUGGCGGCUGCAGCGGCAGCGGCGGCGGCCGGGGGCCUCAACCCCCUCGGGCUGAAGCAGCACAACGCAGUGACCCUGCCCGGCCUGGGGCACCAGUACUCGGUGCUCCCCGCGGGAGGGCCCCCCCAGAAACUGGGGGAUGAGUUCCGCGCGGCGGGGGUGGGGGGCACCCCCGAGCAGCUGCUCACGGCGCUGGGGAUGGCGCCCGACCUGGGGGGGCACGCGGGGAGCCUGCAGGGCCUCGCCUCCCCCCCCACCUUCCAGGUGCGAUACAACCACGCGUACGCGUGCGCUCUCGCGCAACAGGGCCGCACGCUGACGCCCGUGUACGCCAUGGCCCCGCCGGGGCUGCCCCGCAUGGCGGUGCCCGGCCUCUACGGCCCCAGCUACAUCAGCGUGGCCACGGGCCUCCCCGCGGGCCUCCAGGGCGGGCUGCCCAUGGCCACGGGCCUGACGAUGCACAAGCACCCGGCGCUGCAGCAGAUGGCGUACCCCUACGGCGGCUUCCUGCCGGCCCACCUGGCCACCGCCAUGCCGAUGUCCCUGCAGGACGUGUACCAGCAGCCGUACUGACGCGAGCGCCGACACGCCGGCACGGAUUUGUGAAGGCCGACGCGUGCCCCGGCGCCGCGUCCCGCACAGAUGCGGGACGCGCACGUGCACGCACCUGGGCUACGUGUACACGCAUUCGUGCGCACACACACACACAGCUGCACUAAUACACAACCGUGCACACGUAAAUAUGCCCCAUGUAGUCCUUAAUAAACUUUUGGGGCAAGCGUGAUUAGCGAGCGCCUAUGAAGCCCGGCACGGCACAUGAUGGGGUGGGUGGCCAGCACCAUCACUUUGUCUCCCCAGUGCUGAGGUUUACACAGCGCAACAGCUACCCAUUUAAGGCUGAGUCGACCUAGCAGAUGCCAAGAACCGGUUCAGAUAAUCAUCACUGGUGUUGGCCAUGAGCGGGAAUCGAACUUGGGUCACUGGGUUCGUAGUGCAGUGCGCUAACCACUACACUACCGCUUCCCAAACACACACACAGACACACGUAUGCAGAAGCACACACAUGUAUCCGAACAUAUGUACACAUUGGAAAGGCCACGGUUGGCUACGUGUGGUGCAAAAUAAGUUCCACAAACAUCCAUACACCAGCAUGGGGCCAUGGUACAAGAUGCUCUGCAGUACCAUCCAACACCACACCUCGGUACGCAUAGCACUACACACACGGCACUACUCGCCACAAUACACACAGCACUCUACACAUCACACUGCAGAUGUCACACUGCGCACGCCACACAGCACACUACACACAGGACCAAUUGUACCACCAAUUGCCUGUAUGCCUACUUCGGGAGAAUUAACACUAACGUUUUAUAAGACGGCGAUAUUUUUAAGGUUUUAAGAUAUUACUGUGUUGCGCCGUCACGUGACGCUUGCGGACUGCGCGUGUGUGAAAUGUGAAUCGCGGUCUUGCCGCUUCCUCAAGCAAUGUGCGCUUACCUGAGACUAUAGGGGUCAGGCCUAGGGGUCAGGGCUAGGGGGUCAGGGCUCAGGGCUAGGGGGUCAGGCCUAGGGGUCAGGGCUAAA
Messenger RNA from Lethenteron reissneri (Far Eastern brook lamprey), 3639 nucleotides. RefSeq names its product RNA binding motif protein 47 (gene RBM47). The record is from RefSeq and is a predicted model, not a curated record. Gene Ontology annotation, molecular function: RNA binding. Lineage: Eukaryota; Metazoa; Chordata; Hyperoartia; Petromyzontiformes; Petromyzontidae.